Molecule: messenger RNA, 1814 nt
Organism: Hippoglossus stenolepis (Pacific halibut)
Lineage: Eukaryota; Metazoa; Chordata; Actinopteri; Pleuronectiformes; Pleuronectidae
Gene: ccn4a
Product: cellular communication network factor 4a
Exons: 5
Coding region: 249-1334 (361 amino acids)
Biological process (GO): cell adhesion; signal transduction
Cellular component (GO): extracellular matrix; extracellular region
Molecular function (GO): integrin binding; heparin binding
Source: RefSeq, a predicted model, not a curated record
GAGAGGAGGAAAGGAACCGUCCCCCUGUCAGAGGCAUGCGGGGCUCGUCCUCUCAGACCUUACGUCAGCCGGGGCUCUUUAACAGGCUGUCAGGCCGGGACGCGGGGCAGAGGAGCUGCGGUGCGGGACGAGGAUGACAGCGGCGGGACCCGGAGCAGGAAGGUGCGCACCUGCGCUCUGCGGCGCGUCGUGCGCUUUUUAAACGGGACCAAUUCUGGAUUCAAUGCAUCUGCACAUCUCCACCAGUGAUGAGGUGGCUCCUGUUGUGGAUUCUAGCAGCAGGCGGGAUUCAACAGGCCUUCUCCCAGAAUUCCACUGCCAUGCCGCCUGCCACAGGCUUCACGUCCCCGCCCGCGGACCCCUACAACCGGACACAGUACUGCAAGUGGCCCUGCGAGUGUCCGAGGGUCACCCCCACCUGUCCCCAGGGCGUGAGCCUCCUCAUGGACGGCUGUGACUGCUGCAAGACCUGCGCCCGGCAGGUGGGCGAGGUGUGCAACGAGGCCGACACGUGCGACUACCACAAGGGACUGUACUGUGACUACAGCUCGGACAAGCCUAGGUACGAAAAAGGAGUGUGUGCAUAUAUGGUGGGAACGGGCUGUGAGCACGACGGUGUGAUCUACCGGAAUGGGCAGAGCUUCAAGCCCAGCUGUAAAUACCAGUGCGUGUGUGUGAACGGUGCCAUCGGCUGCGUGUCGGUGUGCACAGAGUCCCAGCCCCCCCGGGUGUGGUGCCAGACCCCACGUCGGGUCAAAGUUCGGGGACAAUGCUGUGAGCAAUGGAUCUGUGAUGAACCCAAGAGGGGUCGCAAGACGGCGCCGCGACACGCAGUGGAGGCUUUCACAGCUGAGACUGGGAGCUGGCACAAGAACUGCAUUUCCCAGACUACCUCAUGGAGCCCCUGCUCAAAGACGUGUGGCCGCGGCCUGUCCCUGAGGGUCUCCAACGCCAACGAGCAAUGUGAGCUGGUCAAAGAGUCCCGCCUCUGCAACCUGCGGCCCUGCGAGGUGGACAUCACCAAACACAUCAAGCCAGGGAAGAAGUGUCUGAACAUUUACAGGGAGGAUCAGCCCUCCAACCUCACCAUCUCUGGCUGCACCAGCAAGAAGCUGUACCGGCCCAAAUACUGCGGCGUCUGCACGGACGAGCGCUGCUGCAUCCCCUACAAGUCCAAGACCAUCGACGUGGAGUUCGAGUGUCCGAACGGGACGGGCUUCACCUGGAAGAUGCUGUGGGUCCAGGCCUGUUUCUGCAACCUCAGCUGCAAGAACCCCAACGACAUCUUCGCUGAGCUGGAGAGUUACUAUGGUUACCCAGAAGUCAUGAACUGAAGAAGCGACAUGUCAGCUAGAGGACGUCUGGACUUAUCUCCACCUUCUUUUUCUCAUGCAGUGUUUUGUAUUUGUAACGUGUCAGACGGAGGGAAGGGAUUUUCAUGUGGUCUUUUUUUCCUAUUGGAAAAAUCUGUAAAUAUGAAAUAUAUAUAUAUAUAUGCGUCUCCAGAACGGAUUCAUAAAGCAUGGUGUGCUUUGCAAAUGAAAAUAUUCAGCCACUGAGUGUGUGAAAUAUUGAAAGCUUAAUUUAUUCAUGUAGCUUUCGGAAAUGUAAUAAUAUAUGUGAUGUUCUCCAGCUGCUUUCAGAACAUCUGUAAACUCACAAGUCGAAUACACGAUGAGGCUUUACUGAAGAUAUGUUUUCCUUAUUUUUCUUUAAGUGAAAUGCCAAAGACAAAGCCUUACGUUUGAGACUGUUUUUCUUUACAAAUGAAAAUAUCAAAUAAAAAAAAAGACGCAAUCAGGGAAGAUCUGUUA